Molecule: messenger RNA, 1860 nt
Organism: Haliaeetus leucocephalus (bald eagle)
Lineage: Eukaryota; Metazoa; Chordata; Aves; Accipitriformes; Accipitridae
Gene: SLC5A10
Product: solute carrier family 5 (sodium/sugar cotransporter), member 10
Exons: 17
Coding region: 16-1860 (614 amino acids)
Biological process (GO): transmembrane transport
Cellular component (GO): plasma membrane
Molecular function (GO): D-glucose:sodium symporter activity
Source: RefSeq, a predicted model, not a curated record
GAAGGAGGCUGAAGAAUGAUGGAGGGCAAUUCCACUGCUGGAUCCUUUACCCCCUCGCAGCAGUUCAGCAUUGCUGACCUUGUUGUCGUAGUGGUUUAUUUUUCCUUAAACGUUGCAGUGGGAAUAUGGUCUUCCUGCAGGGUGAACAGGAACACCGUCAGUGGCUAUUUCCUUGCUGGCAGAGACAUGGCAUGGUGGCCAAUCGGUGCCUCUCUCUUCGCCAGCAGCGAAGGCUCGGGGCUCUUCAUCGGGCUGGCAGGGACCGGUGCUGCCGGGGGAAUCGCUGUCACUGGCUUCGAGUGGAAUGCGACUUAUGCUCUUCUGGCGCUAGCCUGGGUGUUCGUGCCGGUUUACAUCUCAUCUGGGAUUGUCACGAUGCCGGAGUAUCUCCAGCGAAGGUUUGGAGGGGAGAGGAUCAGGAUGUACCUCUCUGGCCUGUCGCUCCUGCUCUCCAUCUUCACCAAAAUCUCUACGGACCUGUACUCGGGGGCCCUCUUCGUGCAAGUCUGCCUGGGCUGGGACCUUUACCUCUCCACUGUCCUGAUGCUGGUGGUCACGGGGCUCUACACCAUUGCGGGGGGGUUGGCGGCCGUCAUCUACACCGAUGCGCUGCAGACGCUCAUCAUGGUCCUCGGAGCCAUCGUGCUAGCGGUGAAAGCUUUUAAUGAGAUCGGAGGUUACCCCAACCUGGAAGAGGCCUAUUUAAAAGCCGUGCCAUCCAAGAUUGUUCCCAACACUACCUGCCACCUGCCCAGAGCCGAUGCAAUGCACCUCUUCCGAGACCCAGUCUCUGGAGAUCUGCCCUGGACCGGGAUGACUUUCGGGCUGUCUAUCAUGGCCACGUGGUACUGGUGCACCGACCAGGUCAUCGUUCAGCGGUCGCUCUCUGCUAAGAGCCUGAGUCACGCCAAGGCCGGCUCCAUCUUGGCCAGCUACCUGAAGAUGUUACCCUUGUUCGUUAUCAUCAUGCCGGGGAUGAUCAGCAGGGUCCUGUACCCAGGGGGCCACCUGCUGGAGGAGAGACACAUCACCUGCCUUUGUCCCCCAGACACCGUGGCCUGCGUGGACCCCGAGGAGUGCACCCGUGUGUGCGGGGCCGCCGUGGGCUGCUCCAACAUCGCCUACCCCAAGCUGGUGGUCGAGCUGAUGCCCAGUGGGCUGCGGGGUCUGAUGAUCGCAGUGAUGAUGGCCGCGCUCAUGUCAUCCCUGACCUCCAUAUUCAACAGCAGCAGCACCCUCUUCACCAUGGACAUCUGGAGGAAGCUGAGGCCGGGGGCUGGCGAGCGAGAGCUGCUCUUGGUGGGCAGGGUGGUCACAGUGGUGCUGGUGGCCCUCAGCGUGGUCUGGAUCCCCAUCCUGCAGAGCUCCAGCGGUGGCCAGCUCUAUGUCUACAUCCAGGCUGUCACCAGCUACCUGGCUCCUCCCGUCACCGCCGUCUUCGUCCUGGCCGUCUUCUGGCCCCGAGCUAACGAGCAGGGAGCUUUCUGGGGCCUGAUGGCAGGGCUGGUGCUGGGGCUGGCCAGGAUGGGGCUGGAGCUGGCAUACCCUGCGCCCCGCUGCGGGGUCCCCGACCAGCGGCCCUGGCUGCUCGCUGACAUCCACUACCUGCACUUCGCCAUGCUGCUGUGUGCUGUCACGGGUGCUGUCGUGGUGGGGGGCAGCCUGCUGACCCCCCCGCUGCCUUCAGCCUGGCUAAAGGAUCUCACCUGGUGGACCCUCUCGCAGGAGCCCCCCCAGCCCUCCAUGGACGGCACAUCCCAGGGACCCCCUGAUGAGCCCCCGUUCUGGGCCCGCGUCUGCGGCAUCAACGCCAUUGUCCUGAUGUGCGUCAACAUUUUCUGCUAUGCCUAUUUUGCCUAG